AUGAGAGAGGGUAUAUCCACAGUAAGUAGGGGGUUCACCCACAGUAAGGAGAGAGGGCAUAACCACAGUUGGCAGGGGGGUUCACUCACAGCAAGGAGUGGGAGAUGGAGUACACCCACUGUGGGGAACACUUCUGUGAGGUCUGAUUGUACACACACUGUUGUUCUUGGAGAAAGACACAAUACUACUCCUGUUGAUGUCUCAUUUUUUAAUGAAACUAGUGCGACAUUAACUGAAACUGGUAUGUCUUUUGAAGAGGUUGGCAUGUCAGGUAGAUGUGUAAGCAGAGGUGGUGGCUUUCUUAGUGCUUCAACUACAACUGCUACUACUAUUGAGGCAGAUGUUCCUUUAGCCAGUGAUGUACUUGACAAUGACAAAGGAGUAGAUGAACAUUGUACUGACACAUCAGAUGAUGAUUACUUGGGAAGAGAAUCAGAUGAAAUAUCUGAUAGUACAAGUAACAAUGAAGAUGACUCAGGAUUUGAAGAUGAAGAAACUGAGGAAAUAAGAGAGCAGAAUAGCAGUGAAACAAAUACAGAAUGUGAGUCUGAAAAAGGGGAUGAAAUGUCUAACAGGCAGGGUGCUGUAGACCAACAGAUUGUAUUGAGUGUUGGUCAAGAUUUUAGAAAUGUUCACCAUUUUAGAGAGGUGUUGCAGGAAUAUGAAGUUCAAGAGAGUAUUCAAGUGUAUAAGAAGAAAAAUGAAAAGAAUAGAGUAACUGGAAUCUGUACUGGGAAAGGUUGCACAUGGAGGAUUCAUGCUUCACCUAACAGUGAUGGGAUCACCUUUGUGAUCAAGACAUUGAAUGCCAAUCACACUUGUCAGAGGUCUAGUUUCAAAAACAAGGGUGUAAGAGCAACAUGGAUAACAAAGAAAUUGGCUAUCAAUCUUAGGGCAGACCUAGAAAUGAGCAUCCAGACAAUGGAUGAGUUGUUGAAAGAACAAUAUGGUGUAACAGUUUAUCCAAGUAAACUCUACAGGGCUAAAUGGAUUGUGAAUGAGGAAACUGAUGGGAGCCAUGCAAGGGCAUACCAAAAGUUAGAAAGUUAUGAGUUUAUGGGAUGUAGGCCAUUCAUUGGCCUUGAUGAAUGUCAUCUAAAGGGAGUAUAUGGUGGAGUCUUGGUUUCAGCAAUUUCAAUUGAUGGGAACAAUGGAAUGUUUUCCCUUGCAUAUGGUGUGGUUAAAGGAGAGUGUAAAGACAGUUGGUUAUUCUUCCUACAUCACGUACUUGGAUGCAUUGGAUCAGUCACACCUACUGGGGAACCAUUUACAUUCAUGACAAACAAACAAAAAGGUCUUAUUGAAGCAAUUGGAAUCAAAUUCCCAGUUGCACAUCAUAGACACUGCAGCAGGCAUCUAUAUAAUAAUUUCAAGACACAGUUUGGUGGAGGGCCUGCAUUGAGGAGAUAUUUCUGGGAUGCAAGUAAAUCAUACAAUGCAUUUGGUUUUCAAAAGGCUAUGAAUGCCAUGAAAGAAGAGAAGGUAGCAGCAUAUGAGUGGAUGAUGAGGACUCCUGUCAGUAUGUGGGCAAGACAUGCAUAUGAUCACAAUGCCAAGAGUGAUCAUAUUACCAAUAAUAUGACAGAGUCAUUCAAUCAGUGGAUUGGAUCCUAUAGGAGCAAGUCUAUACUAACCUUAGUUGAUCAAAUUAGAUUGAAAUUGAUGGGAAGGUUUCAGAAAAGGUAUGUAAAGGGUUGCAGCAAUGAAGAUGUGUUAACUCCCAGAAUGAGACAGAAGCUUGAUAUAUUGCAGAAAGAUGUGAGGCAGUGUCAUCCAAUAUAUGCUAGAGCAGAUGAGUAUGAGGUGCAGGAUGGUCUGAAUAGCUAUGUGGUUAACUUGAAAAACAAGACAUGUCAAUGUGAUGUCUGGGUAGCAACUAGAUUGCCAUGUAAACAUGUUGGGUCAACUACUAAUUACUCCAGAGUAGGACUAGUGGAGUAUUGUGAUCCAUAUCUGACAACAGAGAGAUAUCUCAUGGCCAAUGGUGAAAUGAUUCACCCACUAUCUGAUGUCAAAACUUUAGCUGACACUGCACUGCUUCCUCCUGUGUUGAAAAGGUCAAUUGGUAGACCUAGUAAAAAUAGGAAGAGAGAAGCUAAUGAGCCACCUAAAGGAAAUAAGAAGAGGAGGAAGAACCCCACUAAUAUUUGUGACCACUGCAAAGAAUAUGGUUAUAACAGGAGAACAUGCAAGAGAGGUCCAGUUAAGGGUAAAGGAAAGAGGCCAGCUUCUUCUCAAAGCAGUGGUGUCAAGAGGAAAAACAUUCAUGAAGAGCCAACACUCUCUCAAAGGGUCACAAGGUCCUCUCAAAAUUCAACUACAAGCUUGACUGUAGAUGAACAAGAUAAAGCUUUGGUAGAAAGGGCAAAGAGGGCUGCCAGAGAAAAGGCAAGGAGAAUGCAAAAAGUAGUUGCUGUCAAGGCUAGGCUUGUUGUCAAGGAUGGAGUUGAUGUUGUCAAGGAGGAAAUGCUGUCAAGGAGGAGUUGCUGUCAUUGA
Messenger RNA from Telopea speciosissima, 2496 nucleotides. RefSeq lists its product as uncharacterized. Gene Ontology annotation, molecular function: zinc ion binding. The record is from RefSeq and is a predicted model, not a curated record. Bases 1 to 2496 code for a protein of 831 amino acids. NCBI's taxonomy places the organism in Eukaryota, Viridiplantae, Streptophyta, Magnoliopsida, Proteales, Proteaceae. The transcript has 5 exons.